UCCACGCCGUCCACGCCGGGUCGGCUCGGGCUCUGCGCCGCGCGGACGGCCUCGCCCGAGCGGGUCUCGGCUCCCCGAGGGCCUGUGCCCCCGCGCUCGCCCUGCCGCCGCGGCCGCUGUCCGGGACUCGGGCUCCGCGCGGUCCGGGGCGGCCGCCCUUCCGUGUCCGCGGCCGCACGGGGAGCCGGGCCGGACGAGAGGCGGCGCAGAGCCCGGAGGCCGCGGGCCCGCGCCCUGCCGACGUCCGCGAUGUUGCUGUCCAAGUUCGGUUCUCUGGCGCACCUCUGCGGGCAGGGCGGUGUGGACCACCUCCCGGUGAAGAUCCUGCAACCAGCAAAAGCGGACAAGGAGAGCUUCGAGAAAGUGUACCAGGUGGGCGCCGUGCUUGGCAGCGGCGGCUUCGGCACUGUCUACGCGGGCAGUCGCAUCGCCGAUGGCCUCCCGGUGGCCGUGAAGCACGUGGUGAAGGAGCGGGUGACCGAGUGGGGCAGCAUCGGCGGCGCGGCCGCGCCCCUCGAGGUGGUCCUCCUGCGCAAGGUGGGCGCGGCGGGCGGCGUGCGCGGCGUCAUCCGCCUGCUGGAUUGGUUCGAGCGGCCCGACGGCUUCCUGCUGGUGCUGGAGCGGCCCGAGCCGGCGCAGGACCUCUUCGACUUCAUCACGGAGCGCGGGGCGCUCGCCGAGCCGCUGGCGCGGCGCUUUUUCGCGCAGGUGUUGGCGGCCGUGCGCCACUGCCACGGCUGCGGCGUUGUGCACCGUGACAUCAAGGACGAGAACCUGCUCGUGGACCUGCGCUCCGGAGAGCUCAAGCUUAUCGACUUCGGCUCGGGCGCGCUGCUCAAGGACACGGUCUACACCGACUUCGACGGCACCCGGGUGUACAGCCCCCCGGAGUGGAUCCGUUACCACCGCUACCACGGGCGCUCGGCCACCGUGUGGUCGUUGGGCGUGCUGCUCUACGACAUGGUGUGCGGGGACAUUCCCUUCGAGCAGGAUGAAGAGAUUCUUCGCGGCCGCCUGUCCUUCCGCAGGAGGGUUUCCCCAGAGUGCCAGCAGCUCAUUCAGUGGUGUCUGUCCCUGCGGCCCUCGGAGCGGCCCUCGCUGGACCAGAUCUCUGCCCACCCCUGGAUGCUGGGGGCCGAUGGGUGUCCCUCGGAGAGCUGUGACCUGCGGCUCUGUGGCCUAGACGCCGACGACGGGGCCAGCACCACCUCCAGCAGCGAGAGCUUGUGAGGGCGGCCUGCGUCUGUCCAUGGGAGCCAAAGGGACCACUUGCCCCAGCUGGACUGCCUGUUCCCUGCAAAAGCGAUGACCUCUGGCCCCUGGGACUUAGCCUUUGGCUCGGGGCGUUUCCUCUGCUUUGAGUGCCUUCAUGAAAGCUGCUUUCACGGGACUUGGUGUCUCAUCCUCUGUCCAAAGACGCUCUGGUGGAAGCAAAGGCCUGGCUGCCCAGGGCGGGGCCCUAAUGGAGAUCAUCCCUCCUCCGUGCUGCCCGGGGAGCUGGCCUCUGCCCUCAGGCCUCCCUGUUGACUGGGCUGAACCAGAAGCACUCAGGCCCCCUGCCCACCUCCUGUGCUGCCCUGUUUUGGGCGUAUCUGUGCACGAGCAAUGCAAUGUUGGGGCCCCUGCUGCCCACCCGCACGCCCUGCGUGCGCACGUCUGUUAUUUAUGGUGUGACCCCAGAGGAGGGCUAUUUAUUGUUUAAUUUAUUUGUUGAGGUUCUUCCCUUCCAGCAGCCCUGCUGCCUCCAGGCCCCUGGGCUCCGAGGUGUGGCUGUGUGUGGACCUCAGGUCCCAGUCCUACCUGUGUCUGUCGGAAGGUAGACUUGUACAGCAGCUAAUUUAAGGGAGUGGGUGGCUGCCACCUGGAGGCUCUCUGCCCGGGGGUGGGUUUUAAAUUAUUGACCUUGUACAGUCGCUUGUUGGCUCUGGAAGCUGGAGGGUGGGGGACAGAGUCUCAAGCCUUUAAUUUAUUUCAGCAGCUCUGUUUCUGUGAUCCCGGUGUGGGCCUCGUGGAUGGGGUUUCAGUUCAAAAGCAAGAUGUCUGGAGAUCAUAUUUUUUAUACAGGUAUUUCAAUUAAAUUGUUUUGUAUGUAGCA
Messenger RNA from Manis javanica (Malayan pangolin), 2095 nucleotides. It is a transcript of the gene PIM3, whose product is annotated as Pim-3 proto-oncogene, serine/threonine kinase. Lineage: Eukaryota; Metazoa; Chordata; Mammalia; Pholidota; Manidae. The record is from RefSeq and is a predicted model, not a curated record. Gene Ontology annotation, molecular function: protein serine/threonine kinase activity; ATP binding. Gene Ontology annotation, cellular component: cytoplasm. Gene Ontology annotation, biological process: negative regulation of apoptotic process; protein autophosphorylation; regulation of mitotic cell cycle.